AUGCCGCCAAAGAAGCCUGCAGGAAAUGUCGUCCAGGCUGAGGUCGCCUUGCAGCCAUCGCUGAAGAAUUGUCUCGUCAACCUCCCGCCUUCUCUGGUUUCUGUGCUCGUGAAUGCCAACACGUUCCCCCCACAGGUUGCUCAGAAUGUCGUCGUCGAACUCACCUAUCGCCAGCCUGCACCCCCGGGCGCUUCCGAUGCGCGAACUGCUGCCGCCCCGCAAAAGUCCGUCUACGUAGGGUGGACGGGCAUGCAAAGCAAGCGGCGCAUUGCCCCUGUAGUCACACGAGAUGGCAUGAGGGCAAACCCGGCCGCGAGCCAGCAAGACCUGCCGGCCGUCGAAGUCGAUGCGACAUUUGCGCGCUUGAUUGGCCUCCAAGAAGGGCAGAAAGUGGGCGUCAUACUACACCUCGACCCACCUCAGGCGCAUACCAUCAACAUCGAGCCAUUGACGCCUGUCGACUGGGAGAUGAUUGAGCUGCAUGCCCAGUUCCUAGAACUCAACUUUCUGUCCCAAAUCCGCGCCCUCCCGAACCCACACGCUCACACGCCGCAUCCCCUGACCCUCCACCUCUCGCCCACCACGACCGCCAACAUCACAGUCACAUCCAUCGCCCCGGCCCCUACAACCCCCUCGCCCUUUGUCAAGAUCUCCCCGGACGCCGAGGUCAUUGUUGCGCCCAAGACACGUCAGAAGGAACGGAGCUCGACACGCGAGAGCAGGAGCGUCGGGGCUGCUUCAAGGAAAAGCGGCAAGAGCACAGCGAGCACCGUCAGACGUCGCAGUGGUCGUGAGGAAAAUGCCACUAAGGGCGCCGUUUUCCUUCGCGGUGUCGAUCGUGCUGUGGCAAAAGAGUGGUUUGACGAUGAUGAUGAUGAUGAUGAUGACGACGCAGAUGCCCAAGGUCUUCAAGUAUGGGUGGACAAGGAAAUUCUCCUGACAAAGGCUCUUAGGGGUGCCAAUUGGGUCUCUGUGGCCAUCAUCAGGCCUGCAGGACUGCAAGAGCCAGUCGACAUGUCCAAAGAGCAGGAUCAGGAGAAGCCAGCCACUCGCGUUGUCGCCAAGAUCGCGGCUUGGGAAGAUGCACCUGACAGUCGCCACGUUGCGCUCUCGACCCCCUUGUGCAAAGUACUGGGUUUCGAGGGUUUCGUUGGAGGACUCGUCCGCAUCGAAGGCGCGCCAAAUCAAACGGCGAAGCCUUCUGCGAUAAAACCACAAGGCACGAAAGAGUCAAGAGAUCCUGUCGUCAAGACGGUCAAGGUUCUCCCCUUUUCCACCACAGCCUCGCUAAGUGAUGCGUCUCUCAGAUUCGGCGGCGAGUCAAAGCAAGAACAAGAAGACGCGAUCAACAAGAUCAAGACUAUGUACGGGAAGAAGAACGGUCUUUUAGACGGGCCUGUCACGGAUGGCAUGGUUUUACCUCCUCCAAAAGAUGCCAUCAGUGGCUGGCAAGGUGGAAUAGUACGAUUUGAUCCGCCACAACAAGCCUCUGGAGUAUCAUGGGUGCUCUUCCCAGAAAGGAAGCCUGCUAUCGAACUAGGACAAGAAAUCGCUAUACCAUCAAGCUGGGCAAGAGGAUGGCAACAGGGCGAACCACUGCCAGAGGUCCCACCCAACCUCGUUGGUAUUGAUCCUCUCAUCGAGCAGCUGCGGUGGCAUCUUGCCCAUAACUCUUCUGUACUGCUGACAGGAGGCCUUGGAGCAGGCAAGUCGAAUUGCGCUCAACUGCUGGCUCACCAGCUACGAACAGGAUAUAUGUUUAACGCCAUCUACUUUCCUUGUCGAAAAUUGUUAACCGAUGAGACGAGAGUCGCCACUAUCAAAGAGAUGCUCAACAGAUUAUUUGCAUCUGCGUCGUGGGGUGCUAGAGGAGGCGGAAACGCCGUUGUUAUAUUAGAUGAUUUGGACAAGCUGUGUCCUGUAGAGACGGAGUUGCAAGUCGGCAACGAAAAUGGUCGUAGCCGUCAAGUCAGCGAAUGUCUCAUCAGCAUUGUCAGGCAGUACUGUUCCAUGGAUUCAGGUGUGGUGCUUCUGGCUACUGCGCAAGGGAAGGAGUCGCUCAACAACGUCAUCGUGGGUGGUCACAUCGUUCGGGAGAUUGUCAGUUUGAAGGCACCCAACAAGGAUGGCAGGAGGAAGGUACUGGAGAUGCUAGCACGGAAAGACGCGAAGACACAACCGGAACCUCAGACCAACGGCCAUGCGUUUCCAGACUCACCAUCGACUAGCCGACCCAGUACAUCACACCGUAGUCCACCCAGCGCCGGGAGUAUACCCCAUGACACUGAUAACGGAGACUGGGGUUUUGUCAUCGACUCUACGAUAGACUUUCUCGAUAUCGCUGGCCAGACUGAUGGGUAUAUGCCCGGCGAUCUCGUCCUCCUCACCUCGCGCGCCCGCAACGAAGCCCUCAUUCGCUCCGUGACCGACUCGUCUAAUCUCGUUACUCUCACACGAGAUGACUACACACAGGCUUUAUCAGGCUUCACCCCCGCCUCCCUCCGCAAUGUCACCCUCCAAUCCUCGACCACAAAAUGGGACUCUAUAGGUGGUCUUCACACUACCCGUCAAAUUCUUCUUGAAACCCUUCAAUACCCCACAACCUACGCUCCCAUCUUCGCCCAAUGUCCCCUCCGCUUACGAUCAGGUCUCCUUUUGUAUGGCUACCCCGGCUGCGGCAAGACCCUCCUCGCCUCCGCCGUAGCAGGUGAAUGCGGCUUGAAUUUUAUAUCGGUCAAGGGACCCGAAAUCCUGAACAAAUAUAUUGGUGCCUCUGAGAAGUCGGUUCGCGAUCUUUUCGAACGUGCAGAGGCUGCUAGACCGUGUGUUCUCUUCUUCGACGAAUUCGAUUCCAUUGCACCAAAACGUGGCCAUGAUUCUACGGGUGUGACGGAUCGGGUGGUGAACCAGUUGCUCACGCAAAUGGAUGGCGCCGAGGGAUUAUCAGGCGUCUAUGUUCUCGCCGCUACGUCGAGGCCUGAUUUGAUCGACCCUGCGCUCCUGCGCCCGGGCCGUUUGGACAAGAGCCUGCUGUGCGACAUGCCGGACGUAGAAGAACGAAUUGACAUUCUCAAGGCGGUCACCAGAAAAUUGCAUCUCGCGCCCAGCCUCCUCACGUCCGACAGCUCCGGCCAAAACCUGCGCGAAAUCGCACAGCGCACAGAAGGCUACUCGGGCGCCGAUCUCCAAGCCGUCGUCUACAACGCCCAACUCGAAGCCAUCCACGACGUCCUCGGCGACAACGAAGGCGGUGACCCCACCAAAAUCGGCGGCGGUGACAACAAGAAACUAUCAAAAUCCAACAGGGACAAGAGCAACACGAUCCCAGACUUUACCCACUUCCGCUACGGCGACGACCCCUCCGCCCCCGCCAUCACAAGCACUUCCCCCGCUCACCUAGCAAGCGCCCAACUUACGGAACGCGCGCUUAUUGCGCAGAAAAUCGCGGCCUUGCUCGCUCUCCGCCGCCAGCAGAAAUUGCAACUCCGGCCUUCUUCCUCGCAUGACGACAACAGCAACGAUGGCGGGGGCCAUGACGCAUCUGGCAAAGGUGGCGAUGCCACGGACGCCGCGGUCGAGCGCAAAGACCCCCAGAUCCAGUGGAAGCAUAUCGAGCUGUCUUUGACGAAUGGACGCAGCAGUAUUAGCGCGCAGGAGCGGUUGCGGCUCGAGAGGAUUUAUAGGGAGUUUGUGGAUGGGAGGGAUGGGGAUUUGCCGAAUGGGCAGGGGGGGACGGAGAUUGGCGGGAGAAGUAGUUUGAUGUGA
This is a messenger RNA of Plenodomus lingam JN3, 3765 nucleotides long. The record is from RefSeq and is a predicted model, not a curated record. Lineage: Eukaryota; Fungi; Ascomycota; Dothideomycetes; Pleosporales; Leptosphaeriaceae.